Poecilia reticulata (guppy) is the source of this 557-nucleotide messenger RNA. Its product is annotated as putative pancreatic secretory proteinase inhibitor. Gene Ontology annotation, molecular function: protein binding; serine-type endopeptidase inhibitor activity. The record is from RefSeq and is a predicted model, not a curated record. Lineage: Eukaryota; Metazoa; Chordata; Actinopteri; Cyprinodontiformes; Poeciliidae.
GCCGCAGCAGCCGUCACAACAACACCGAACUCGUAAAAGGCCGCAGCAGCCGGACCUGCGCACAGAGAACCCGGCAGCCAAUCAGACCACAGACGUUAUUUCAGGAUAAAAUCCAUCCAGGAUGUUUCUGAGGAACCUGCUGCUCGUCUUCCUGACGCUUCUCCUCUGUGCAGGUGCUGAAGACAAAUCCAGGCUCCACAGGAGGCCCUCCUGUGUGGGGAUGAGCGUCACUCAGGCGUGUCCACUGAAUUACUCUCCGGUGUGUGGCAGCGACGGCGUCUCUUACCCCAACGAAUGCUCGCUGUGCGUCCAGCGACUGGAGAAAAAUGCAGACAUUUUGAUUGCGAGAGACGGACCGUGCUGAAGAUGACGCCCUGAUGACGUCACACCCACGCGCAUCAUUCAUGAAUGUAGCUUUUAGCAUGUAGCAUUCAAAUAUGAACGCUAGUGAAUGCAGCCAUAUUUGAUGAAAACUGCAACAGAAAUUGUUUGUGUUUUCAUAUUUCUGUAAACCUUUUAUUCACCUUUUGAUCAAUAAAGAUCUUAUUUUCCUCUGA